This is a messenger RNA of Pyricularia oryzae 70-15, 3982 nucleotides long. Its product is annotated as hormone-sensitive lipase. Gene Ontology annotation, cellular component: cytosol. Gene Ontology annotation, biological process: triglyceride catabolic process. Bases 1317 to 3671 code for a protein of 784 amino acids. The transcript has 3 exons. Gene Ontology annotation, molecular function: triacylglycerol lipase activity; sterol ester esterase activity. The record is from RefSeq and is a predicted model, not a curated record. NCBI's taxonomy places the organism in Eukaryota, Fungi, Ascomycota, Sordariomycetes, Magnaporthales, Pyriculariaceae.
UGUUUACAUCGUCAUUAUCGUCACAUCUUCAUCUUGGUCUACAUGCUAGUUGAGCCGUCAAAAACCUUCUUUUCUCCGGCCAGAAUACUGCCUUACUACGCGGUAUCCUCCUUGCACCAUCUUAUUUCAUUCAUGGCACGACUUAGAGACGGUGUCUGCGUUGACGCCGCACUCUAUUUCCCAGAAAAAGUGCGCGCCCUCAAUGCUUGUAGUACCAUACCACACUGUGACAAAGCCAGGUAAAUCAUCCAUGAUGGCAAAGUGCGCGAAUACAGCGAGCGCUUUUCGUUUCUAGUUGACACAAACCGAGGCUUUCAUGAGCUUUCGAAUUCCAGUAUCAUGUUGGCGAAGACCACGAGUUCACCCGUUCCAAUGCCGUGCCUUGGCCAAUCAUCAGAACCCGUCUGGGCUGACAACUCGCCUAGGCUGGUAGUAAGAAUCUAGUUCUCUUAGUCUAGAUAGUUGCAGCAACAUGACAAGUCAGUUACAAGUCAUGUGUACCAAAAAGUCUCCAUGUACAUUUCUACCACUUGGUAGAAAUGUGGACGGUCGGAUGAGCGCACGACCGCGACCACCCUGUUGACCCCCACAUGGAGGCGCCAAUUUCACAUGUCAGACAAUUUGUCCUUGGUUUUGCCACAGUCCCAGUCGCGCAGCACACGCACGAGCAGUACCCAAAGCAAGCAGCGCCGCAUUCCAUCGUCGGUACCUCUCUUCUUCCUGACAAACAAAAGCCUCUCUGUUUCGUCUCUACUACAACAGCACAGGGAAGCCAACAACCUGUUCGCUUGCCAUGCCAUCUUUGAACCUCUGUCACAUUUCAUUUUGUCCCAAACUAUCUACCUCAACUUGGGUGCGCAUCUUCACCUGACAGUCGGUGCGAUCGGGCGACUCGGUCUCGUCCAAUGAAGCAUUAUCCCUGAGAUCCACCAAAGCAUUAAUCACAUGCUUGUCCCAGAAACACAAGCAAGCAAGCUUCCUUUGUUCACAGCAGCUCAACCCACCUAACCCGCCUUUCCACAGGUUUGCUACCUAGGCCAGACGAUCCAACAUCUGAACAAAUUGCACGUUCGCUUCCAUUGAAGCUGCCAAAGACAUGAACUGCCACCUCUCAUAGCCUCCAGAUGCGCCAAUUAAUAUCAGCGUUCAUUACUCUGCGCAGCCGACACUGAGUUCGGCAUAAACGUAACAAGCCGCUUGUACCUCUCGACGGGAUCGAUCGGUCAACAUUGCGGCUCUGCGCCAGCCCACGGCCACGGCCGGCCGUCACGUAACAGACAGCCAAUCGGCCGAGACAGAUUUUAUACACUGCCGCCAUGAUAGACCACGUACUCGGGAGACCCUCGACCAAGUCGAGGCGACUCCAAAUAUUAGCCGUCUUGACGUUCUGGACAUUCUACCUGUCAAAAGGGAACAAACAUGGCCCACCUGGGCUUCGCUACUUGUCGAAGCUGCUCACCAAGCGGCUCACGGCUUGGCAAACGAUUGUCAUUACCAUGUCAUACCUAUAUGCGGCUCGCAACUUCAGCACGUUGGUGGGACUGUCGGCCCCCGAGCCACUCGCCAAUAUGUAUGAGGCCACAUACUUUAGAGCUACGUGGGUUCUUACGGCUCUCGACGCGGGCUUCUGGACCGCCAUGAAGAUUCGUAACAAGUGGUUGAGGAAUAUAUGCAGCAUCGUCUUCACCGUGUUCUACUUGUUCCAGGCCGAAGCGGCCGACGAACGGGUUCGAAAGGUUCGCAGCAACUUGAACAUUGACUACCUCAGGGUCAGCUGGAAUAAGGGUGUCACACCUUACCUGUCCUUCCUGACGAGGCUCGUGAGGCCGCGUUACACCCGCUGGCCCCCUCGGCAGAUCAGGAUUCCGCGACCCUCUACCAGUGACUUCCAGGAGCCCGUAUCUGGCUGGCUUUAUUUUGAUGGGCCCUUGGCAGACCUAGUGCACCAUAAUCGUAUCGUACUCGACGUGCCUGGCGGUGGGUUUGUAGCCAUGGAUCCGCGAUGCAACGACGACAGGCUGAUGGCUUGGGCUGGCAAGACUGGCAUACCAAUCCUCAGCUUGGACUACGGCAAGGCUCCCGAGUACCCGUAUCCAUAUGCAUUGAACGAAUGCUACGACGUUUACACUACCAUCAUCAACAGCAAGGGGCGCUGUAUUGGAAUGUCUGGCACCGAGGUCCCCAAGGUCAUCAUCAGUGGCGACAGUGCGGGCGGCAAUCUCGCCACCUCGACGACGCUCAUGAUCAUUGAGAGUGGAAGUUCACCCGUACGCCGCUUUCAGGGACAGACUGACCUGCCACUACCCGACGCUGUUAUUCUCUUCUAUCCUGGUCUUGACAUGAACAUUGGCAACUGGAUGUCGGACGAGCAGAUGACUCUGAUAAAGGACCGGCGCAUGCGUGGGACUAACCGCAGGGUCGUCCACCGAAAGAGCAUGCAGUACAACCACCUGGUUGGCACGCCACACCACUCCAGCGACGAGGAUGAAGGCGGUUCUUCGGACCAAGUACAGCAGCGAAGCACGGGGCAGCCUACAAUUAAGAUUGAUACAGAUGUCGAUGACGACGCAACACCGACCGGGCCCGACGACUCGCGCAGUCCACACCCGGAAUUUGCUCAUGAGGGACCCAGCAUUUGGGGUAAGCGCCAGUCUCGACCAAACUCGGAGCCACAGUCGCCGGAGGUCACCCAGCGCAAGAAGCAGAGCACAUCGCAUCAUUCGGAAACAAUGCGCACGAGACUUGCCACGUCAUCCAUGAUCUCGUAUUUCAACGAUCGCAUCCUGACGCCCGAAAUGAUGCGCGCCAUGAUCAUUUUGUACAUUGGACCCCACAACCGACCUGAUUUCUCGACCGACUACCUUCUUUCUCCUGUUCUUGCGCCCGAUGUCCUGCUGGCCAAGUUCCCGAAAACUUACUUUUGUACCGGCGAACGCGAUCCACUGGUUGACGAUACAGUCAUAUUCUCUGGCCGUCUCCGCCGCGUCAAGGCUGCCGUCUAUGCCUCGGGAGGACGCAGGUUCGAAUAUCAAGACACCGACAGCCUAGCACCUGGUUUCAACGAGAAGGAUGUGGCCGAGACGGUGCUCAUCCCCGGGAUAUCACAUGGCUUCAUGCAGUUCCCCAGCAUCUACCCGCCGGCCCGCAAGUGGAUUGACCAGUCGGCCAGGUGGAUCGAGGAGGCGUUUGCGGCCGCGGAAGUGCGCGAGCGAGAAAGCCGCAGGAACUCGAUCGCCACGCCCAAUGGCGGGCUGCGUAUCACCAACGGCGAGGGCCGGGGUCUUCACUCACGGGCCGACAGCAGCGGGGACGAGUUUGACAAGCCUCUCGAGAUGACGGUCGUGCGGCCACGGGGCCGGACUGCGAGCAGUGGGAACGCAGACCGUCGGUCGUACCAUCGCCAGCAGCAGGAACGACACCAGAGGCCGAGGGGAAAUAGCGAUGGCGCUCAGUCACAGCCGCAGGAGGGCGCUUCUUCAUUGAGCACCAACACCCUGGCGCCCGCCAAUGGGACCAGCAAUGGGAACGGAGGCAAGCGUAGGAGAGGGAAUGGGGCAAAGAAGGAAUACAAGGAUGGAAAUCUCAGCCGGCUGGCAAGCUCUGACGAUUUACUAGGGAGAAGAAUGCAGGGCCUUGCUGGAGGCUUGACGGGCUUGAUUGAGGAGGAAUGAUUUGCUUGCUGUUUUGGAAAUGCGAGGGUUGCGAUUUUUAGCCAGGAGUAAACGCUGAGAGGGCUCAGUUUGUGAAUAUGUUGCCAUUUUCGAGUUGUAUGGGAUAGGUUCAACAUAGAUGUCAAGUCUCAUGGCUUUUUUUCUCAUCAUGGAAUAGCAGUUAAGGAUGGGCGUUACUAUCAAACAACCACUUUGCGGCCCCACCCAGAAUUAACACAGAUGAGACGAUAAAGUACCUGCACUGCUACGCAACCGCGUUCCUCCCUCGGCCUUUACCUACCUGCUCACCUAUCUACUUGUACCCAUGCUCU